GAUACUUUUCACUGUUACGUAAAGUCGAGUAAAGAGCAGCGUUUCUGGUUACGAGAUAAAGUGAAAUGCCGGCGGAAGGGUGGCUGAAUGGCCCGAAGGAGGCCGAGUGAAAAAGAACGAAGAGAGAAGAAAAAAAUGAAUGUAAUCAAAUUCCAGUCAUUCGCUUCAUUUCACUCGCACCCAUGAAUCACGCGACGGCGAUCAACGGUACGAUCGAAGAACAGCACCGGUUUUACGAGCCUUUAUUUCGCUCGUUGAAUUAAUUCGACAUCAUAAAGAGUAAGAUAAUGGCCAACCGGGAUGCAUUCGAAACUGCCGCUCGAGAACAAGAACACUUUUUUUUAGAUUUUGAAAGCUUAAUUACGGACUGUUUAAUGCGCAGUUACUUUUCGAUUGAGGAUAAAGUGGCGAUGUUAGACAUCAUAAUUGCUACAGCAGUAGUGGUAAUAAUGGUAAUAAUGACAGUGAACAUGAAAAUGGUAACAAUAAUGGUAAUAAUGAUGACAUUGAACAUGAAAAUGGUGGCAAUAAUGAUGGUACUUGCGGGAACAGUGAUUACUCUAAUAAUAAACGUAAAAAUGAUAAUAAUAGUUAUAACAAUCAUGGUUAUGUAAGUAGUGCGAAGAGUAAUCAUGGUUACCACUAUCAUGGUGACAAAAAUGACAAUCCUUGGCGAUCACCUGAUCAUUUGAGGUGUCAUAUUAACACUAUUUCUACCAAGAGGUGUCAAAGGACACCUUUCAAAUUUUACCCUAAUAUUCUCCAACUUGAAUCAUUACUCCACAAUUAAUUUUUUGACUUUUCAUACAAUAAUUGUUAAAUUAACUCAGCGAUAUUUUCUUCCAGCUCCUAGAUCUAAAAAUGUGCAUAUGGUAUACUUAUUUCUACCAUGUGCGUUUUGACACCUUAAGAAUUUCAUGAUAGUGCGUAAUUUUAAACCAUUUUACAUAUAAAUAUCAACACCAUUUUGCAGCAUCGUAUUAAUUAUAAUCAGACUAGAGAAUUCUGGUUUCAGUUGUUAUAAAUACAGGAGUUGCGGAAUAACUUUGGUAUUCGUUUAUAGCUGUCAUGUUGCAUUUUAGUGCACCGCUAUAUUUACAUUUUGUAGAUGAAUUUAGCUAGAAUUUACAACUUGAUAAUCUCCAAUAAAAACACAUCAAUGUAUCAAUAUUCCUCAAAUUAUCUACAUUUGAUAAUUUUAAGUCCCACGUGGCAAUUAUUUGUAUUCAAACGAAAGGUUAGGUUCGAAAGGUUCAAAAGACACCUUUUGGUCAAAAUAGGAAUACACGAAAUCUUGAUAGAAAUUGUAUUAAAAGAGGAUUUUCUAGCACUAGAUUUAAGGACUAUAUUCCGUU
Messenger RNA from Megachile rotundata (alfalfa leafcutting bee), 1355 nucleotides. RefSeq lists its product as uncharacterized. The record is from RefSeq and is a predicted model, not a curated record. NCBI's taxonomy places the organism in Eukaryota, Metazoa, Arthropoda, Insecta, Hymenoptera, Megachilidae.